Messenger RNA from Drosophila ananassae, 2367 nucleotides. Its product is annotated as zinc finger and BTB domain-containing protein 41. The coding region runs from base 32 to 2110 and encodes 692 amino acids. Gene Ontology annotation, molecular function: zinc ion binding; RNA polymerase II transcription regulatory region sequence-specific DNA binding; DNA-binding transcription factor activity, RNA polymerase II-specific. The transcript has 6 exons. Lineage: Eukaryota; Metazoa; Arthropoda; Insecta; Diptera; Drosophilidae. Gene Ontology annotation, biological process: regulation of transcription by RNA polymerase II. Gene Ontology annotation, cellular component: nucleus. The record is from RefSeq and is a predicted model, not a curated record.
UUAGGCGAGGAACAAAACAAAGGAAAUAACCAUGGAUGUCCCAACAGUUGUUGCGGAAGCAUCACUGGCGACCAUGAACAAGGCCAAUGCGGGAAAGUGCCGGGCGUGCCUCUCGGUGAACCGGAAAACCGUCGCUCUGGACGCUGCAGUACCGAACUUGCAAAAAUCCCGAACCUAUGGACAAAGCUUGAAGCAGUGCACCAACAUGGACAUGCAGGUCAUCAGCCCCGGCGGCUACUUGUGGCCAAUGCAGAUCUGUGUGCGUUGCUGUCGCGCCCUGGAGGUGGCUAUGCACUUUGUGGAGAUGGCUUUGGACUCGAAUCUCAAGUUGUACGCUGAAGCUAAGACUGUGAAGGUGCCCAGUCCGAGUCCCACUGGGGAGCUGAAGCGAAAGGCCAGCAGUGAGUCGCUGCAUUGGAACCAAUUCAGUCAGGAGUUCGAGCAAUUUGUGGAGAGCUACGAGGGCGCGACGACAGGUCCCAUCGAGGAGAAUGUCCUCUACAUGCGUGGAGCCAAAGUCCCACGACUGGAUGCAGAUGCUUCGGCCAGUAAAAGGACCCCCAAAGAAGAUGAAGUUAUACUCUUCGAUGUCAAGUACGACACCAACAAUCUUGAGGAGGAGGACGAGAACGACGGCUCGGAUGCCAAGAACAGCGAAACCUUCUUUGAGAGCAGUAUUACGUCCGUAAAAGGAACACAAAGUGCUAUUUUAGCCACUUCAUCGGAAAGCAAGAAUGGCGAAAAUAAUAACAAUUAUACUUUUAAUAACAAAAACGGAGAAGUACCCGAUUGCCUGCCAGAUGCGGAGCGCGAACUUAUACAACGCGCUUCCUACAUGACACUUAACGAUAAUGACAGUAGUACAAAAGCGGAAAACGUCUCAAAACCUUCUGAAAGCCAACCUCUUCAAGAGGCAUCGGGCAGUCCGACAAGUGGAGUCUUAAACACCAAUAUACCUAUUCUUAAAUGCACAAUUUGCCAAUAUACCCAAACGGAUGCCAAACUUCUAAGAAGUCACUACAAAAGUAUUCACAAGAUGUACAUGGCGGAGGAUGACAUUAUUGGGUUGAACAAAAAUCAAAGUUUCAAGUGCCGUCCUUGUAAUAGUUAUGAGACAAAAGACAGGAGUGAAAUGCAGAGGCAUCUUAUCGACCAUCACAAAAUAGAUGGUGACUUUGAAAUGUACUGCUACGUCCAGCAGAACUGUCCAGCCUGUGCGCGUAUCUUCAAAGAUCAGCGUUCGGCAAGGAAACACUACACCAGAGUGCACACUCCCACACAGGUUGUGGUUGUAGCCACGGAGUCGCAUAUCUGCAGUGUGUGCGACAAAGUCUUCAACCAAAAGGCCAGCCUGCACAGCCACCAGCGCUUCUGCCAGGUUAAGGAUCCUGUCCACUGCACUUUCUGCGAGCAGCAGUUUAGCAGCGUUCGCAAGUAUGAGCUGCACUUGCAGCAACUCCAUUCCGUGGAAACGCUUCACGAGUGUGAGGUGUGCCAUCGCAGCUUCAAGAGUGCUGACACUCUGGCUAUGCACAGGAAGAGGCACUCGGAACGCCACUUUCAAUGCGACAAAUGCUCCUUGAACUAUGUGAAUUCCGCAGAGUUGAGGGUCCACUAUGAGCGGGCCCAUGUGAACGAGGAGCAAGUGAGCUGCCUUACCUGCGGCAACAAAUUCCAGAACUUUGCAUUGAUGCGGGAGCACGAGCAAAGGAGUCAUCAGAAGCAGGUCUGGCGGUGCGAAGUUUGCAACUUUGAGGCUGCCUCCAGGUCGCGGUGGCGUCAACACCAGUACGAGCACAUGGAGUAUCCUUACAAGUGUCAGAACUGCACUGGCGAGUUUGCCGAUCGAAGCAAGAUUCGCCAACAUUCCAAGAAGGUGCAUGGCAUCGAGCUUACCGACGAGCAGCUGGCUGAAAUGUUUAGAGAGAAAAAGGGCUACACCAACCGUCACGAUGCAUUUAACAAAUCAAACAACUCUCUGGAGAUUCCCGAUUUUACGGACGACUGUUUCGCCGAACUGAAGAGCCUGGGCGUUGACUACGACGACAUUACCACAGAUCUCUUCACCAAUUCCACUGCACUGGACAAGCUGUUGGACUUAAUUCCCUGAACUGAUAACCGAUCCGAUUACCCGUAGAUUUAACGAAAAAAAAAACAAGCUGCAUGAACAAUAGCUAACGAGAGCUAGAAGACUGUCACCACAUUGAAAAUCACCAGAACACUGCACCUCACUUAAACCGACCACAUUGCUCAGAAGACUUAGACCAAACUGUAGAGUACAUAUUAUUUGUAUCUAUAGGCAGAACAAGAUAUUUUUGAAGUCACAAUCUCAAUAAACCGCAACUAUUAUGCGUUUGAAAAGCGCCA